AUGCGCGACAAGGCCCGCCGCUCAAAGUCUGAGCGGAAGCCUGAUCAUGACCGCCCCCACCGCUCUUCGAAAUCCGCUCGCAGCUCCAGCGACACCCAUUCCCUCACCUCGUCCACCAGGCGACACCGCAAGAGAGACGACAGGGACCGGGACCGAGAUCGGGAUCGGGAUCGCGAGAGGGACAGAGACAGAGAUAGGGAAAAGGACAAGCUCCCUCCGCGCCCGGCCUCCAUGUCCGACCUGGGCGUCGACGAAAUGUCCAGGCUGUCCAUCGACAAGGACCGCAUCUCGCUGCCCUACCCGUCCUUUGACAAGGCGCACAGCAAAGAGUCCAUCGUCAGCCGCGAGGAGCUUGCCAUUCCGACAUCUCAAUCCAAAGCCUCCAACCCGUUGACGCCUGAGCCCACCGACGUUGGCGGUGGCGCUGGAGGUGCUGGCGCUGGAGACGAGCGUCGAUCGAGGGCCAGCGAGGACCUCCGUCGAUCGGGCUCGAAGAAGGCUUCCCGACCGCCAACGCCCCCCGAAACAGACGUCUCUAACGCCAAGAAGCGUGCCGAGGACCUGGAGCGCGGACACAAGUCGACGCCUUCGCGGUCAGCCUCGCGUGCUGCCGACGAGAAGUCCUCAAAGCUCAGCCGCCGCUCAUCGACCAGCGCGGCCACCCUGAUACGCUCGCCCACCAACAAGAUACACGACAAGCUGCGGUCCUCUGUGCUUUCCCGCUCCUCGAGCUCCGCCUCGCGCCACACCACAAAGCGGUCCUCGUCGACUCGCAGCGUCAGGAAAAGCAAACCGGAGCCGCUGCAUGUCGACUCCUCUCCAUCCAGCGCCCAGGACUCAUCCCCCAAAACGCCCACCCAAGCCCAUCAGUUCUCUCCCCAUCUCUACGCCGACUCGAAGCGAUCUCGCACCCCCGCCUCUGGCAUUGACGGUGACGACUAUGCGUCCACCAUCAACUCGGGCACCGCCACGCCCGCCAUGAAGGCGCCCACGCAUCCUCCGCCUCCUAUCCCUCCGCCGCCUCCGCCUCCGCCCCCGGCUGUCGACGUCCUCGAGGUCCCCAGGGUCGAUUAUCUGCUGCAAAACGGCGGCCUCCCCCAACCAGUUACAAGGCACUUUCUCUCGGUGCUGCCCCUUGUCAACGGCACCUCGAGGCCUUCCGAUACCGCCCUCGGUGGCGCCGAGUCACUGUUUACGCCGUUUGUCAACCUUCUAAACCAGUAUCAAACCGUUCUCUCCAAGCAGGGCUCCGUUGCAGUGGCCACCGGCCAUCGGUCAGUCGCUCGCCGCCUGCUCGACCGGCUCGAGAACGUCUUUUCUCGAGAUCUGCCGCCUCACGGCUGCUCCUGCAUCAUCUGCGAGAAGUCCAACGAACCGCAUCGUGGCCUCAACUGGGGAGACGUUCUCGAAUGGGUCAGCGGCCGCAUUGAGCUCCCAUCGUGGCCGCCCUUUGACUUGGCAGACAUUGGCACCAAGGCGGCCGAGGUCUCUGGCGAGAUGCCACCGAGGCCUGAUUCCCCCAUCCAGCUGGAUCCUGAUAUUGCCGAGGAGUUCAGAGAGCAUUACCUGCGACAGUCGAAAAAGGUCCGAUCCGCCGUCGACAGGUGGCUGAACAGCACGGCCGAGACACCUGUGCCGCCGCCCCAAGAGGUUGACGACGAGACGCUGAGCUUCGCCAUCCUGACCAACCUCGAUCCCGCAGACCGGCCCUUCUUCAACGCCCUCCUCGCCGGAUCAAAGGAGCUGAGGCCGGCAACUCGCGCCCCGACUCCUCUAAACCGACCGCGCAACGACUUCAUCGUCAAGACGGGUCUCUCACUGCAGCGGCUGUACCGCCUUCAACAAGUACCUCGAGACGCGGAGAGCGCGACUUAUCUCAUCAAGAAUCCCCAUACCCACGACCUGCUCGUCACCUUGUCCAACAUUAAGACUCAGGAAUGGGAGAUACUGACAUCCGGUCGCUUUGACGGAUUCCUGUGGUCCGGCGCUGAUGGUGACGACUUUGGCGGAGUCGAGUCGAGGGGCCCGACACCAUUCCGAGGCCCUUCGGCCAUGGGAUCGCGAACCACCACGCCUUUUUCCCCGUAUUCGCGCGGCGCCACUCCGGCGUCCUUCAUCAGCCUUACGUCUACGGGUGUGGGCGGCAGCCGGCCUCCUGUGUCCAACGACGAAGAGAUGGAGAUGGCGGCCAUUGCCGAGAUUGAGCGCGAGAUCUACCAGGGCAUGGAGGCGCUGGAGGAUGCAUUUGAGAAGCUGCACCACCAGGCGGAGACGGUCCGGACGGCCCUGCGACAGCGCGGCGCUGGGCUUAUGCAGAAUCUCCAGAACCGACGACGCAUCGACGUGCUCUCGAUCCCAGGUUCGGGCAACUCCCAAAACUCGGGCUACGAGCGACCCGCGUGGGCCGGAAGCGAUGCCGAGAAUGCCAGUGACGAUGACUGGCAGAUGGAAGAAUACGACCUUUAUCCCGAUGACUCGGCCAGCAACAUUAGUAGCAGCCGGCAUAGGCGACCCAAGAGGCGUGUUGAGCGUCGCACCCCGGCGCCCAUCGAGGAGGAAGAGGAGUAG
Messenger RNA from Trichoderma citrinoviride, 2568 nucleotides. RefSeq lists its product as hypothetical. Gene Ontology annotation, cellular component: nucleus. The coding region runs from base 1 to 2568 and encodes 855 amino acids. NCBI's taxonomy places the organism in Eukaryota, Fungi, Ascomycota, Sordariomycetes, Hypocreales, Hypocreaceae. Gene Ontology annotation, molecular function: DNA binding. The transcript has a single exon. The record is from RefSeq and is a predicted model, not a curated record.